This is a messenger RNA of Empidonax traillii (willow flycatcher), 752 nucleotides long. Its product is annotated as alcohol dehydrogenase 1-like. The record is from RefSeq and is a predicted model, not a curated record. Gene Ontology annotation, molecular function: all-trans-retinol dehydrogenase (NAD+) activity; zinc ion binding. The transcript is spliced from 4 exons. Gene Ontology annotation, cellular component: cytosol. Lineage: Eukaryota; Metazoa; Chordata; Aves; Passeriformes; Tyrannidae. The annotation marks the transcript as partial. Gene Ontology annotation, biological process: retinol metabolic process; retinoic acid metabolic process.
UGUGCCAUCUUCGGCCUCGGAGGAGUUGGCCUCUCUGUCGUCAUGGGCUGCAAGGCAGCUGGAGCUUCCCGCAUCAUUGCCGUGGAUAUCAACAAGGACAAGUUUGCCAAGGCCAAGGAGCUGGGAGCCACCGACUGCAUCAGCCCUCAUGACUACAAGAAGCCCAUCCAGGAGGUGCUCACUGAGAUGACAGGACAGGGUGUGGACUACUCCUUUGAGGCCAUUGGCUAUGCAGAAACCAUGAUUGCUGCCCUGGCUUCCUGCAAUAUGAGCACUGGCGUUUUUGUGAUGAUUGGGGAAGUGGAUUCCGGUUCAAAGAUUUCCGUCGAUCCUACGCUUCUGCUAACUGGGCGUACAUGGAAGGGGUCAGUGCUUGGAGGCUGGAAGAUAAGAGAUUCUAUCCCCAAAUUAGUUUCCAGCUAUUUGGAGAAGAAAUUCAAUUCAGACUUGCUGAUCACGCACACGCUGCCCUUCGCUAAAGUGAACGAGGGAUUUGAGUUGUUACGUGCAGGAAAAAGUAUUCGCACCGUCCUGCUCUUCUGAGGGACACAGCCAUGGAAAGCUGAGAGGAAGGACCAGCCCAGCAGAUGCUCUCCUGGCCCACGCCCUUCUCAACCAGCCCCUCGCCUUGUGGGGCACAAGGACACAAGAAGAAGGAACUCGCCUAUGCUGGUCUUGCUGCUGCUCUUCCUGUGCCCAGACAAGACCCAGAAGGAUCCCUCUUCUGAGAAAACACUUUUACCAAUAAAGGG